AUGAUGAAAAUUUUAAAGGUUUUUUUUUCAGAAUUGUAUGGACAUAGAAAAUCUACAAUCGUCAAACAACAGGUCACAGAAAAGUCGUCCUCCGGACGGCUUCAACGCCAUCUUACAGACAGCAUUUUCUGCUAUUUUGGCGUUUGUCCUCUCUCUACGUAUAAUUGUGUUCGCCACGGCCCGGAAACGACUUACCACCACGGCGGCAAAUCCGGAUAUUCAGGUUGAGGAGGCGUCGUCUUCCUCAUCCGAUACCAGCUCCGACACCGAAAUUGUAGAAGAGGGUGUAUUUAUACAGAGACAAGGGGAACCAACCAUGUCAGAGAAAAAACCGGCACAAGGAAUGCCGUCCGUAAUGUCGCUGCUUCAAACUGACGAAAUUUUGUCAUCAUGCUCAGAUGACGAACCAACCACAUCCGGACUCAUUCCAUUGCCAUCCUUGAUUCAAUCAAACAUGAGCGUCCUGCCAAACUUUCUUCACACUAUUAACGAGGAAGAAUCUGACGAGAUCCGUUCUCUCACCGGAAGCAGUCUAGCAUCUCCGAGAACAGUCGUUGACCGUCGUUUAUCCAACAUCUCCUUGCUUAGUCCCACGCCUGACGAGGAUUUCGGACUAGAACAGCAGGAACAACAACCAGAAAAUAGUGAAGAGGUGCGCGGUAGAGAGAGUAGAACCAGCUUAGAAGAAGAACGAAUUGUUGUUGGCGAGCCACGGACUACGCGUCAAAUCGAGAUUACACAGUCUGCUUCGGAAGACGAUCGACUUGAUUUGCUCAAGGAGCUUGCCAAGAUUGGAAAGUCAAAUACUUCUACAAGCCAGAUGAGCACAACGACACCUGAAAAACCAGAAGAAAUCAUUGACGCCACUGGCACAAGUGACACCGCCGAAAAGAUCGAAGUAGUGAUCUCAAAGGAAGAACCGGCAGAACAAAAGAAUGAAGUCGAAGAGCCCGAUUAUGCUCAAGUUCCAGCCGAAUCAGAGGAUGAUGCAGCUCAAGAACUUGCACCAACUGACAGCGCAAUACAAGUAGUUCAUGUUUUAGAAGCACCACAAAAGGCAGAGUUAGUGACCAUCCCACUAGCACAUAGUGAAGCAGAAGAUCACAAACUCGCCGACGCCGAUCGUGAUCAAGAGGAAGAACUGGUUUUCAACGAGGAGCGCCGCAAAACAGUGACCAUGGACGACAACGCUUCACUUCGCUCUGCAUCUAUCACAUUUGACGCAAAUCGCGACGAGCAAGAUUUGUUGAACGAAUCUUUUGCUUCAAACCCAACUGAUGAGACAGUGUUGAUGCAAAAAACCAAGGACGAAAUGGAUGCAACCAGCGAGCGUCCAAGAUCACCAUUAGACCUUCCACCUCCACCAGCAUCAGUUGUUCUUCAUCCGUCUGCUCCUCCACCGCCACCGCCUCCAUUGAGCUCGACAGAAGUUGUUGGAAAUACUACCACUACAACUACGACGCACUACGCUCCAAAAACGUGGAACGAUCCGUCCAUCACAACUGCUCCAAAAAUUCCAGUUUCCUUACUGUCAGGAGCACAACCACUGCCAAGUGUUUUAACACAAAGAACCACUACAAGCUCUUACAGUGCUCCAAAUUAUUCAGCUUCUUCAAUGAGUGGUGUUCCGAGUGAUGUUGCGCCGCCUCCACCGCUACCGAUCCCGAAUCAGUCGUCAUCAUCUGCAGCCAGCUAUCAACACCAUCACGCAUCUUCUAUCUCAAAGUCAAUCAGUUCGUCCCGCGAAGAUCUUCUCUCGGAACACGCGACGUCUCGAUCCACUGUUCGCGAGAUCCCGGUGCAUCGCGCGCCGUCAACGGCACCCUCGCACAGCAGCGUCUUUGAAUACCAUAUGAUGCCAACAACAACCUCCACAUACCAUCAUGUGGAGACACCAUCGGACGAGUACUACCGACGAGAAGUGAUGACAAGAACAAUUAUUACUAGAAGCACAGAAGCAUUGUCACAAACACCUCUCGGAAGACCUGCAUCACCUCUGGACAGAUAUCUUCCAUACCCGACCACAACAACAACUACUAGCGGUGACGGCAGAACUCGCGAGGAGAAAACCGUUGAUUAUAAGGUCACUUAUCACCGAGACAUUGAAGAACAGGAGCGUAGAAUCAGAGAGGAUCAAGCACGGCGUCAACAGGAAGAGCAGGAUCGUCGUGAUCGUGAAGAUAAUGCCAGAAGAAUAUUAGCACAAAGAGAACAUCAAGAAAUGGAACGUCUUCGUGAGCAGCAGAACCUUUCUGAAAGAGCACUUGCUGAACGAGAGCGCGCAGACAAAGAACGUCUUCAACAAGAACGUCUUCUCCGCCAACAACGUGAAAAGAAACGUCGUGAAGAAUGGGAUCGCCUUGAGAGCAUACGUCUAGCUGAGGAAGAAGCAGAACUUGCACGACGCAGAGCACUCGAAAAAGAGCGCAUUGAUCGUGAAAAAGCUGAAGAAGAGAGAAAAACAAUGGAACGUCUUGAAAGAGAGCGUGCUCGUUUGGAAAGAGAACGUCUCGAAGAAGAACGUCGCCAAAAGGAGAAAGCCGAGACGGAGAGAAUUGAACGUGAAAGACGUGAACACGAAAGAAUAGAAAUCGAACGUAUCGAAAGAAUCAAAAGAGAAAGAAUAGAACGGGAGCGUCGUGAGCGUGAAGAGAAAAAGGCAGAGGAGGACCGUCUGCUUCGAGAACGUCUUGAAUUGGAACGAAUCGAGCGUGAACGUCGCGAGCUGGAAGCUCGAGAGCGUCAGGAACUUGAGCUUCAACGUCGUGAAGCUGAAGACCGGGAACGCCAACGUCUCGAAGAUGAGGCUCGCGAGAUGCGCCGUCGUGAAGAAGAGCGCCGAGAAGCAGAAUUGGUUGCAGAUGUCCAUAGACAAGCUGAAGAACGUGAACGACUCCGCAAGCGUCAAGAGCGUGAAGAGGCUGAACGUUUGGAAAGAAUCCGUCUUGAGCAGCAGAAGAUUGACAUGGAAAGAAUUGACGCUGAACGACGAGAACGGGAGAGAAAAGAAGAAGAGCGACGAGAAUUUGAGCUUAUUGAAGCAGCAAGACGGAAGAAGGAAGCUCGUGAUCGUGAUCGUCUUGAUGAGAUGGAACGCGAGCGCGUAAGAGAAGAAGAAGAGCGCAGAGAAAAGGAGCGCCGUGAACAAGAACGUAGAAUUGCCGCUGAGAAAGAGCGCAAGAGAAGACAAGAAGAGGAGGAAGAAAUUGCUCGUCUGAAUGAACUUCAAAGAGCUGCUGCUGCUCGCCAAGCCCAACGUAACGCAGAACUUGACCGCCAAAGACAGCGUGAUGAGCUGGACCGAAAGGCCCAAGAGCUUUCGGAGCGGGAAAUGCGAGAAAAGGAACGUCGUGAUCGUGAACGAGCCAAUGAAGAGGCUCAACUAGCUGAUCUUUUGGAACGUGAACGCCACAAUCAACUCAUUCGUGAAAACGAGCGAAGAGAAGCUGUUGAGCGUGCCAACAAUCGUCGUCUGGAAGACAGAAGAUCACGCGACAAGUUGGAUCACAUUGUACGUGAAAGAUCCGAAAAGGAGCAAUUUGAACUCGAGAAGCGCAGACUUCUUGCCGAGAAGGAGGCAAUGAACAGAAAGAAAAACCAUCUGUUGAGCAGUGAAACUCUUGCAAAACUUACUCAGCCAAUGUACUACACGACUCGCGAACCAGAAGUCACCACUAAAGUGGAAAGACAAGUUAUCGAGCGUAUUGACCGUAACGUAUGGGUUGAGGAUGUGCCAUAUGCUCCAAGCCAGAGUGCCAUGGGUUAUUUGGAUAAUGACGAGAACAACCGUGAUCGUCUUUACAACCCGAAUGAUUUGAAUAGAAACGGAUCCAGCAGAAGCCGCUACCAACGUGCCAAAAAUGAGAAAGCCCGCCGCGACUUCUACCAUUCAUCACAGGAUUCCGCAGAUCCAGUUACUGAGCGUUUUCGUAAAUCCACUGAUGACUUAACAACUCGUUCUCGCCCAGAAUAUCGUGGCCCAUUGCUUCAAAAGUUCCAUGACUCUGAAUUCCGAACCACCGCUCUAAAUGAAACCGACGGUUUGCCAUAUCGCAGAAUGGGGCCAAGUCCAUAUGAGCAGCCGUUCGCGAAACUUCUCGAAGAAACCGAAAGACGCUACGCUCAUUACAACAGCCGUGCCAGCAACCCGUCUAUUUACCAGUCAAGCCGUUAUUACUAUCCGGAGAGGCAUGGACAGCCACAGCACACGGACAAUACUCGUGCCGAGUCCGUAGUUGCCUACGAACGUGAGAGCCGCCGUGAAUCACCAGCAGACCAAGCUCACAUCAGAAGCCGUUCUGCAGAUUAUCUCAUGGAUAGAAGAAUCCGUGAAGAAACCGAGGUUCCAGAGAACCAACUUCAAAAAACUCGCGUGGAACCUCAUGAUCAGUCACCACGGGAAUCUCGUAUUUCAGAAUAUGAAAUGCGCUUCCGCAAAUCAACCGAGAAGCUAACCGUUCCUGACUGGUACCGUGAAAACAGACCACAGGGUCAAACUGCUCAAACUUCAACCUACCGAUAUGGAAAUGGAGUUGAGCCAAUGAGCACCACAACAACAACCACUACUGUUAUUAAUGGAACAUCUUCUCAUCAGCAAGCACCCCCUCCAGUACCACCACAACCAAUUGGAAACAUUGGACUGCCGCGUGGCAUGUUUGAUAGAUACAAGGAUGACAUUGAAGAGCUCCGACGCUCCCGCUCAUCACUUCAUCAAACUGGUCAACAGGAAACGUCGAACCGACAGGGAUCAACGCUGAGUGUGGGUGGCAUUGUCGAUCAAGGACACGCUCUCCCAGGCUACACAGUGUCAGAAGUGCCGAAUGCGUGGAACCUGCAUACUAGCCGCACUUCUCGUGUCGUCGAGGUCGCCGACACGUUUGUCGGUACUUCUUCACAUGAAUACGGAAACUUCACAAAUCGUUACGGAGGCCGAGUUACAAUAGAAGAAGUGCUCGACUCAAUCUUCCAGAAGGUGACUCCAACGAAUCAGAGACUAAAUUUUGACAGGAGUUACCCACAAGCUGACGAGUUAUUCCAAGGAAACGUUGAUGGCCCAGGAAUUUAUACGAACAACUAUAGCGUGAUGCGUCAAGUGCUCAAAUCGCCAGAAAGAGCUGAGCACAUUCUACAAAAUGAGGAGUUAUUCGUUAGAUGUACUGAAUGUCACAGAACCAGAGAACUAUCCGCAGCUAGACUCUUUUUUGUGUCCUGCAAGCACUGCUACACAUACUACUGCUCUAGAGAAUGCAGGCAUAACAAUUGGCCAAACCACUCGGGAAGAUGUUCUUUUGCACGAAUUAAUACAUUAUGUAAAGAUGUUAUCAUGAAAGUUCGAGAGGAUGAACAGGCUCAAGCUUUCAUGUCGAAAGUCGCCAGAGACGGUUUUUCAGUUAGUGGGAGAGGAAGUGUGAAUAUUCGUCUGUCAUCCCCACAACUCGCACAGGCAUACGUCAGCAACGGAUGGAGAGCACUUUCCGCUUAUCCAAAUGACCAACUUCUCUAUUACUACACUGUCAAAGCUUUGAUUGCUGAAAGGAAAGAACCUUCUUUGAUUGCCCUUUGUAAUCGGUAUGAACCAAGAGAAAAGUUCAUUCUUUCCGUGUCUAUCAUUGCUGACAUCGAGCACUGCCCAGAGACUCCACCUCCAGAGACACGCGAACUCUCAGCCGUCCAAUUCUCCUCUCCUAGAUCCCGCUACGAAGCCAUUCAGAAUCAAAAUGCUCCAUACUUCUCAGAAUUUGCACACAAUGUCUAGAUAUAAAUUCAUCUUCAUUUUUAUUAUGAGCCAAUUAUUACAAUUUUAAUUACAAUUCGUUCAUUCAAGCAUCCUAUCCCGUGAUCUUCUAUUGAUAGACCAACAACAAUGCCUAUGAGUUACUUUUAUUUUUUCUUCCUUUUCAUCCCUUCCCAGGUUUCUUCUUUAACAGCCAUGGCUUCACUGCUCUAAUUGUAAGCUUUCAUCUCUUCUGUCCUUCUAGUAAAUGUUCAAUUUCUGCCAUUCAAAUGUUAUAUUAAAUCUAUAAAUAUAUAAAUUUUCAAAUAUC
Molecule: messenger RNA, 6044 nt
Organism: Caenorhabditis elegans
Lineage: Eukaryota; Metazoa; Nematoda; Chromadorea; Rhabditida; Rhabditidae
Gene: ajm-1
Product: Apical junction molecule ajm-1
Exons: 29
Coding region: 1313-5755 (1480 amino acids)
Biological process (GO): cell-cell junction organization
Cellular component (GO): adherens junction; apical plasma membrane; cilium
Source: RefSeq, marked reviewed